Messenger RNA from Suncus etruscus (white-toothed pygmy shrew), 792 nucleotides. Its product is annotated as granzyme A-like. The record is from RefSeq and is a predicted model, not a curated record. The transcript is spliced from 5 exons. Gene Ontology annotation, molecular function: serine-type endopeptidase activity. Lineage: Eukaryota; Metazoa; Chordata; Mammalia; Eulipotyphla; Soricidae. Gene Ontology annotation, biological process: negative regulation of oxidoreductase activity; proteolysis; positive regulation of apoptotic process. The coding region runs from base 1 to 792 and encodes 263 amino acids.
AUGAGGAACCACUGUCUGUUUCUGGUAUCUUCUCUCUUCAUUGUUACUUUUCUCCUGUUAAUUCCUCAAGGUUUCUGUGGACAAAUCAUUGGUGGCCAUGAAGUCACUCCUCACUCAAGACCCUACAUGGUUCUAAUUAAAUUAGGCAAGGAAGAGAUUUGUGGUGGAGCUCUGAUUGAAAAAAACUGGGUGUUGACUGCAGCUCACUGUACUACAAAAAGCAGGAUCCAGGUCUUCCUUGGAGCUCAUGCAUGGAACAAAAUUGAACUAAGAAGACAGAAAAGAAAAGUUAAAAAACAAAUCCCCUAUCCAUACUAUAAUAAAGGCACACAUGAAGGUGACCUUCAGCUUCUACAGCUAAACAAAAAAGCAACAAUUAAUAAAAAUGUGCAGCUCCUUCCUCUACCGAAAAUGUUAAAUGACGUGAAGCCAAACACAAUGUGUCGAGUUGCAGGAUGGGGAAUAACUCAAAAUAAUGCCAACAAGUCCUCCAACACUCUGAGAGAAGUCAAUAUAAUGGUCAUAGACAGAAAAAUUUGCAAUGAUCCAGAGCACUAUAACUACAAUCCUGUAAUUGGGAAAAACAUGAUUUGUGCUGGAGACCUUAAAGGAGGAAGAGAUUCAUGCAAUGGAGAUUCUGGAAGCCCUCUGAUAUGUGAUGGUAUUUUCAGAGGCAUCACUUCCUUUGGCAUGCCAGGGAAAUGUGGAGAUCGUAAGGGACCAGGCAUCUAUACUCGUCUCUCACAGAAGUACAUCGACUGGAUCAUUACAACCAUGAGGGGGGAAGUGUAG